AGCCAAUGAGAAGCAAGGCGAGGCGGGCGUAAGGGUGAAGGCGUACCUAGAAGAUGGAUUUCCAGCAGCAUGGAUACCGGGCAACAAAACCCAGAGCCAGAGCAUCUCCACCCAGUGGGGGUCCGCUUCUUUUUGAUGACACCAGUUCUGGGCCCCCACCUAUGAACAACCAGAACUACUAUAGUUCAGGAUAUAAUAUGGCUGAUGUAUCGGCAGGAGGUCAAGAACCUGGAGUGGGCAGCCUCUUUGCUGAUCCAGUGGCCAGUGCUGCUGUGAUGUAUGGCUCAUCACUUGCCAAUCAAGGCAAGGAUAUUGUGAACAAAGAGAUUAACCGAUUCAUGUCGGUGAACAAGCUGAAGUAUUUCUUUGCAGUUGAUACCAAAUAUGUUAUGAAGAAACUGUUGCUUCUCAUGUUCCCAUACACGCAUCAGGACUGGGAAGUACGUUACCACAGAGACACUCCCACACCACGCCACGAUGUCAAUGCUCCAGAUCUCUACAUACCCACAAUGGCUUUUGUCACUUACAUUUUACUGGCUGGAAUGGCUUUAGGAAUCCAGAAACGGUUCAGUCCAGAGGUUCUAGGUUUGUGUGCAAGCACAGCUCUGGUUUGGAUCAUCAUUGAAGUUCUUGUUAUGUUGCUCAGUCUUUACUUGCUCACAGUUCACACAGACCUCUCAACGUUUGACCUUGUUGCUUACAGUGGAUACAAAUAUGUGGGGAUGAUUUUCACAGUGUUGAGUGGACUGCUCUUUGGCAGUGACGGCUACUUUGUUGCUCUUGCUUGGUCUUCUUGUGCCCUCAUGUUUUUUAUUGUUCGUUCUCUAAAAAUGAAGAUCCUGUCUUCAUUCUCAGGAGACUCAAUGGGUGCCGGAGCGAGUGCCAAGCCCCGCUUUCGCUUGUACAUAACCCUGGCAUCAGCUGCCUUUCAGCCAAUCAUCAUUUACUGGCUCACUGCUCAUUUGGUCAGAUGACCCACAGUAUUUAUACUAUGAAGGAACUUUAAAAUGACAAUGCUGGACUGGGAUGGUUUCAAAUUUUGGUAUUGUUACAGAAAAGUGGCUUACCAUGGUUGUUGUUUUUUUUCACGGAGGAUUUGUGUGGUCUGAUCUUCAAUAUUGGCUUCAUCAGCAUUGUCAUCUGCAGAGCAAUUGUUGAAAAUAUAAUUUAAUAUUUUUUACAGGAUUAUGUUCUUCUGCCGUUGUUUUGACAAUGGGAAAAUAACCGUUUGACUGCUCUUGUGUCUUCGCCAUGCUGCUUUGGUUUCACAAAAUCCAGAUUUCAUUUUAAGAGGCAUGCUGAUUUAUCUGCCCUGUGCUGUGAUUCUUGUGUGAUGUGCAAUUGGUGAACACAUGGUCAACUCAAGUGUCCUUUCUUUAUCUGGUUUUCUGUGCAUGAACAGCAGUGUUUUCUUCUUUAUAGCAAAAUAAAUCCCAUGAUUUAGACUUUUAA
This is a messenger RNA of Onychostoma macrolepis, 1452 nucleotides long. It is a transcript of the gene yif1a, whose product is annotated as Yip1 interacting factor homolog A (S. cerevisiae). Gene Ontology annotation, cellular component: endoplasmic reticulum-Golgi intermediate compartment; endoplasmic reticulum membrane; Golgi membrane. The record is from RefSeq and is a predicted model, not a curated record. Gene Ontology annotation, biological process: endoplasmic reticulum to Golgi vesicle-mediated transport. NCBI's taxonomy places the organism in Eukaryota, Metazoa, Chordata, Actinopteri, Cypriniformes, Cyprinidae.